AUGGAGCCCAAGCACGACAAGAAAGAUAAAGACAGGGCUGUGGCAGAGGAAGCCCUUGAGGAAGACAGGGUCCCCCUGAAGAGGAUGAAGACUAUCCGAGAGACCAUGAGGGAAAAGGGUGUGCUCAAUGACUUCCUGAAAAACCACAAGUAUGACCCUGGUCUGAAGUACCGCUUUGGCAACUUCGGUGACUUUAGUGUACUCUACGAGCCUAUUGCCUACAUGGACGCUGCCUACUUUGGUGAGAUCAGCAUCGGAACUCCACCCCAGAACUUCCUGGUCCUUUUCGACACUGGCUCCUCCAACCUGUGGGUGCCUUCUGUCUACUGCCAGAGCGAGGCCUGCACCACACACACCCGCUACAACCCUAGCAAGUCCUCUACCUACUACACGGAAGGACAGACCUUCUCCCUGCAGUACGGCACCGGCAGCCUUACCGGCUUCUUUGGCUAUGACACUCUGACCGUCCAAGGCAUUAAGGUCCCCAACCAAGAGUUUGGCCUGAGUGAGAACGAACCCGGCACCAAUUUCGUCUACGCAGACUUCGAUGGUAUCAUGGGCCUGGCCUUCCCCGGCCUGUCUGCCGGUGGUGCCACCACUGCCAUGCAGGGCUUGUUGAAGGAGGGUGCUCUCUCUCAGCCCCUCUUCGGUGUCUACCUCGGCAGCCAGGAGGGAUCUAACGGUGGACAGAUCGUUUUUGGAGGUGUGGACAAGAACCUCUACACUGGGGAGCUCACCUGGAUUCCUGUCACCCAGGAUCUCUACUGGCAGAUUAGCAUUGACGACUUCCUUAUUGGUGGAACCACCUCUGGCUGGUGCUCCCAGGGCUGCCAAGGCAUUGUAGACACUGGCACCUCUCUCCUCACCAUGCCCUCUCAGUACCUGAGUGACUUUCUGCAGACCAUUGGAGCUGAGGAAGAAUAUGGAGAGUAUUUUGUGAGCUGUGACAGCGUCAGUAGCCUGCCUACCUUCAACUUUGUUCUCAACGGUGUCGAGUUCCCUCUGUCACCCUCUUCCUACAUCCUCCAGGAGGAUGGCUACUGCAUGGUGGGCCUUGAGAGCACCCCUCUGACCUCUGAAGAUGGCCAGCCCUUCUGGAUCCUUGGGGAUGUCUUCCUCAGGUCUUACUAUGCCGUCUUUGACAUGGGCAAUAAGAAGGUGGGCUUUGCCACUGCUGUCUAGACAUGCCAUCUAGACCCUGUGCCCUUCGUCCUCUCAACCUCCCCCAACUUGUGAGGGGUACCUUCUGUCCUUGCCCUCUGCUUCCAGCCUUCCCUUUCUGUACCCGACACUUUCUCUGAUAAUAAAUAGUUCUUCACAUUGAA
Molecule: messenger RNA, 1325 nt
Organism: Myodes glareolus (Bank vole)
Lineage: Eukaryota; Metazoa; Chordata; Mammalia; Rodentia; Cricetidae
Source: RefSeq, a predicted model, not a curated record